CGCCAGGCCGCGCCCGCCCCGGCGCAGCGCCCCGAGGGCGGCCCGCCGCGCCUGGAGAGAACCGCGGCGGUCCUGCUUCUGGGCCUCGUCUGCCUGCUCGCAGGCACUGCCCUGGUCUGCGGCCGCAGGGACGCCGACUGGCUAUCCGGGCCCGCGGCGCACCCGCCGAGGGCCAGCCUGGUCGAGGGCUCCGAGCGUCUGCUGCCCAUGCUGGCGGAGGGGCGCAAGCUGCCCCAGGAGCAGACGCUGGCCGUCGCCUCCCCCGAGCGGCAGCUGCCCGUGGUCGGCGUGGGCGCUGGCAGCGCGGAGGGCUUCGCGCGGGGGAGCUGCGCCGUCUUCGGGUGCGGCAUCGAAUUCCAGCCUGGUCGCGCCUGCCAGUGUGAUCCGGACUGCAUCGCCAACAAGAACUGCUGCGCCGACUACGUCGACUCCUGCUGCUUCGACUACGCCUGCCCGAAGCGAACGAAGAAGGAGGUGGCGGCGCUGAUGCAACACGCGUCCAGGAGGCCCGCGUCAGACGCGCCGAGGAAACCGAGCCUGAUCGCGUCGCUCGCCUUCCCGACGGCCACGUCAAUGAGGACGACGUCGACCAGCACCACCCGCACGGCGACGGCGACGUCGACGACGACGUCGGCGCAGCUCAGCACGACGUCCACGGCCAGCACCACCACGGCCACCGACGCGAGGACGGCCGGCGCGGCGCCGCGGGGCGCGGCCGCCGAGCCCGCGGGGCCCGCCGCGCCGGCCGCGCCGGCCGAGAAGAGCUCCUGGCCGCCCCCGGAGUUCGCGUGGAGCUGCGCGUCCUACGGCUGCGUCGGGUACAAUCCCCUGGCGGUGUGCCAGUGCAACCCGGGCUGCCGCGAGCAUGGCACCUGCUGCUACGACUUCGAGCGGAGCUGCGGGCUGCAGGAGCGGGUCCUGGCCCUCGCCGAGGGCCAGCCCGUGCAGACCACGCGGCUGCCGCCCGAGCUGGACGACUCCCUCUGCGGCGACUGCAUCGGCGACACCGCCCCGACCAACGAGGACGCGGUCACCGUCUAUGCGGCCUCCUGCGGCUCGCCGAGGAACAGGUGCUGCGGGGCCUGCGGGAUGUGGAACAACAUGGACCACAGGAUUCCCGGGUGCCAGGUCGUGCACGGCUACCUGGUGGUCCCGAGCGACCCGCUUGUGGGCAUGGAGGCGAUCACUGGGGGCACCGCCCCCCACUACGACUUCCUGUGGAGAGAGGCGGCCGACCGCGCGGGCAGGGCGGAGGGCUACGUGCUGCUGGUGAACCCUUUUUCCUUCUUCAAUCCAUGUCGCGGACCCAGCACCAGAUGCACGUCUUCUUCAAGUGGCUGA
Molecule: messenger RNA, 1341 nt
Organism: Prorocentrum cordatum
Lineage: Eukaryota; Dinophyceae; Prorocentrales; Prorocentraceae
Source: the annotation of a GenBank genome assembly